Molecule: messenger RNA, 1017 nt
Organism: Fibroporia radiculosa
Lineage: Eukaryota; Fungi; Basidiomycota; Agaricomycetes; Polyporales; Fibroporiaceae
Exons: 4
Coding region: 1-1017 (338 amino acids)
Source: RefSeq, a predicted model, not a curated record
AUGCUGCAUCAUUCUCCAGAACAAACUUAUGUCGAUAUGAUGUUUGCUGCCAGUAAUUAUUAUGCAAGCUGGGAUCCUUUACGACCUGUGAGGCUUGGAGAUUAUGGCAUUUUGCAAGAAGAUGGCUCUUUCGCCGAGUCAGGCAACAUCUUUACGGAUGGGAUAGCAGAAAAGUAUAAUAUCUCGCUUGAAGACUGUGGGACCGAUAAAUUACGCUGGGUCGAAGCGAUCCAUUCGAAGGAGAGAAGAAUGACUGCACACGUCAUGAGUGGCAACCCGCCCAUCAUGGAAGUUGGAUUGAAGAAAACAUUUUCUAUAACCAGUCACCGCGGAGCAAUUCUAGUGAUGCUCGAACCCAAACUGAGCCGCCUCACCUACCCUGGUCGACUCAGCAAGCUUAUCCACUCCGAACAUUUCAAUGAUGAGCAUGUGCUAGUGACCGAGGUGUAUGCGUGCGAGUCGUACGCCCGUCUCCUCGCUCCACACCAGGAGUCCAGCGUCGAGAUAGCCCUGACCGCCUCGUCUGCUGGUGGAGCAGUUGGUGGAAAAGGAAGCAUGGAAUGGAAGACAAGUGCUAGCAGCUGCGACUUCAAAUCUGCGCACGAUUCUGACGACGGCAAAGUGCAUUAUCCCCUUUUUCGGCUCUGCGGACGGAAACACAGGCACAAAUGUAUGCAUCUGUGGCACGCGCAUCGUGCCGUGGUCGAGCUGCCCCCGCCGACGAAGCACUCGCCAUUUGGACAAAUUUUCCAUCAUCGGGAGAAUACCACGCCAUCAGCCUCGAGAUAUAUCGAUGAACAUGAACAUGACAUCCACGCUAACGAGCGGUACACCUAUGAUCAGGAUGGACAACAUGGGCAUUGCGGGUGCGGUUUUCGUAGCGAAAACGUUGAUGUUGUGGGAGGGGUUAUUAAAGAUGACAGUGCGUGGAAGCCUGACGCUGACGCGGGUCGUGAUGUUGGGCAGCGAGCUCGUGUCCAGAGUACCUCUGAUGGGAGACGCAAACCGCAACAAUAG